AUGGUGUGUGGCGGAAUGGAUUCCGACCAUCACAUCAACGGCGAGCUUGCUCAUGGCUUCGAAAAUAUGGUUUGUGUUAGAUGUAACGAUGGUUUUUCUAUGCAAGAUCAAAUGGUAAAUUCAUCUGGACAAGUUUGGCAUAGUGAAUGUUUUGUGUAAGUUUUCAUUUUUAUUGAAAAACUGUAUUGAAAUCAAUAUAUAAAUCCAAUAUCCUUCAGUCGAAAAAAACUCUAUUAAUAGAACAUUUUCAGAUGUGCACAAUGUUUCGAACCUUUCCCUGAUGGUAUUUAUUUCGAAUUCGAAGGUAGAAAAUAUUGCGAACACGAUUUUCAUGUUCUCUACGCACCGUGUUGUGGAAAAUGCAGUAAGUUUUUUUUUCUAAUUUGAAAUAUUCAAAAAAACGAAUCAAAAUUUUGAAAACCUAGCAAUAAAUCGAUAUUUGCAGAUGAAUUCAUCGUUGGUAGAGUGAUCAAAGCGAUGAACGCCAGCUGGCAUCCACAAUGCUUCUGCUGUGAAAUUUGUAAUCGACAGCUUGCUGAUAUCGGUUUCUUGCGAAAUGCUGGACGAGCUCUUUGUCGAGAAUGUAAUGAGCAAGAAAAGGCGGCUGGACACGGUAGAUAUGUUUGUCAUAAAUGUCAUGCCAUGAUCGACGACGGACAACAUAUCAAAUUCAGAGGAGAUUCUUUCCAUCCAUAUCAUUUCAAAUGUAAACGUUGCAAGUAAGUUUGAUUUUCACAGCUAAAAUUAUAUCAAAAACCAUUUUUUGUAUUUCAGUAACGAGUUGACAACCGCAUCACGUGAAGUGAAUGGCGAAUUAUAUUGUUUGAGAUGUCACGACACAAUGGGAAUUCCAAUUUGUGGAGCCUGUCACAGACCGAUUGAGGAACGUGUUGUUGCAGCUCUUGGAAAACAUUGGCACGUUGAGGUAAGAUCUUUUCUCUCAUAGAAACUUAUUCUCGCAAAAUUCAUAUUUUUUCAGCAUUUCGUAUGUUCUGUUUGUGAAAAACCGUUCCUUGGACAUCGACAUUACGAAAGACGUGGUCUUCCAUAUUGCGAACAACAUUAUCAUAAAUUAUUUGGAAACCUUUGCUUUAAAUGUGGAGAACCAUGUUGUGGUGAAGUAUUCCAAGCAUUGGGCAAAACUUGGUGUGUGAAAUGUUUCUCGUGCAGUUUUUGCGACAAGAAAUUGGAUCAAAAGUGAGUUUUUUUAUUCAUCGUUGGAAUUUAGUCUACUAAUUCUAUUCUUGUUGGAAAAGAACUCAUGAAUGUUUUUCAGAACAAAAUUCUAUGAAUUUGAUAUGAAGCCAACUUGCAAACGUUGCUAUGAUCGUUUCCCGACAGAAUUGAAAAAGCGAAUUUCGGAAAGUUUGAAAGAUCGUGACGUUGAAAACCAACGUCGAUCAAUGAGUCCAGCACCAAAAUAA
Molecule: messenger RNA, 1424 nt
Organism: Caenorhabditis angaria
Lineage: Eukaryota; Metazoa; Nematoda; Chromadorea; Rhabditida; Rhabditidae
Source: the annotation of a GenBank genome assembly